CCCCUCUGCAUCACGUGAUUUCGCUCAGUUCAUAUGUAAGAUGAAUCAUCUAAAGAACCUCGCACUCUACGGUCGGUAUCAUGAUGACUUCUACUCAACAUCAUCGUCGAUGGCAUCAACUACAAAGAUUGAGACUCUUCAUGACCGGUGUGAGAAUCUCAGUGAACGCCCCUCUGCAUCACGUGAUUUCGCUCAGUUCAUCCGUACGAUGAAUCAUCUAAAGAACCUCGCACUCUACGGUCGGUAUCAUGAUGACUUCAACUCAACAUCAUCGUCGAUGGCAUCAACUACAAAGAUUGAGACUCUUUGUCACGAUGAGGAUCUCAGUGAACGCCCCUCUGCAUCACGUGAUCUCGCUCUCUUCAUCUAUAAGAUGAAUGUCUGA
Molecule: messenger RNA, 385 nt
Organism: Lytechinus variegatus (green sea urchin)
Lineage: Eukaryota; Metazoa; Echinodermata; Echinoidea; Temnopleuroida; Toxopneustidae
Exons: 3
Coding region: 41-385 (114 amino acids)
Source: RefSeq, a predicted model, not a curated record